GAACAGUAGACAGUUCUUCAACGCGGAAUUCGAUUCCCCCCCAGUGUUUGAAAGUGUCCCCCCUGCAAAAACCCACCAAAAAACACCGCCUCAACAUGAAAUUCUUGAUCAUGACCAUCUGCCUGUUCGUGCUGGCCUUCGCCCUGGUGUCGGCUAUCCCAGCAGUGCAAGACGAGGGUAUCUUCGGUGCCGAUGGAGCUGCGGACGAAACCCUGAACGUUCAGGACCCGCAGGCCUUCCUGCUGAAGAAGCUGCUGCUCAAGAAGAAAUUGCUACUGCUCGGUUAAGAAACGUCAAUCGCUUCCAGUUCCCCGCCUCCUCCCUUGUAAUAAGUAAUAAGUAAUCGGGAAAACAAUGCUCACAGCCUCCCUUCCCCAAAUGACCCCGUCUCCACCGAAACCCCUCACCCUGCUCUUGGGCAAUGUCCCAAGUGUGGUUCUUUAGUCUCCGGUUGGACGCGCUAUCCGUAACGAAUGACUACGAAAACCCCCCACAACCGGAUGAAUAUGGUGAUGGUCAUUCGUGUCCGCAUCGUUAGGAUCCAGUAGUCCAGCAACGGGCCAAAUCCAGUCACGGCUCCAGCACCGCGUCAAGAACCAUGCGAAGAAAGAGAAAGGGACGUUACAGAAGAGGGCAGCUACUAUUAAGGUGCAAUAUGUAGGAUCUACGCUACAGCGAGUAUUAGCGAAAGGAGUUUAUUUUUUAUACGUAAAUGAUAGCCUGCGUCUGUGUC
Anopheles moucheti is the source of this 733-nucleotide messenger RNA. RefSeq lists its product as uncharacterized. The record is from RefSeq and is a predicted model, not a curated record. The transcript is spliced from 2 exons. Bases 96 to 287 code for a protein of 63 amino acids. NCBI's taxonomy places the organism in Eukaryota, Metazoa, Arthropoda, Insecta, Diptera, Culicidae.